CACAAUUACAAACACAAAGAUUACCAUUUGAAUUACCACUACCAAAAUUACCAUCACCCCUGCCACCAUGAUUGCUACCACCACUACCCUAACACUGUCCUGAAUUCGCACUACCCUAACACGGUGUCAAAUCCACAUCCAAACUCCACGCUCUCUGGCUUCCAAUCCACUCGCAUAACCCAACUAUAUCAAACCCAAGACCCUCUUGGCCCAUCCACCAGAAGUCCAUGGGCUCGCACUACUCUCUUCCCUGUCAGGACCCAAGCCCAAUCCCGCCACUUUCGCCACUCCCCGAAACUUCUUUCUCCAGCUGUGCAAGCUGUCCUCCAAUCUCGUGGCCUUCAACACCCCUUCAAAGAUUGGCACCACCUCCGCUUCUCCAAGCUCACUGCCUCCACCUUUGCAUUUGCUGUUGGCUUUUGGCAUCGACGCCGUGUCCAGCUGUGGCUCGAGAAGCUAGGGUUCAUACCCCCCUUCUCAGGAAAUCUUGCCACUUGCUGGUCUAACAUUCAAGAACAUGUUGCCCUCGAACGUUAUCACCUUAUCACUGGUAACCAGGUCUCCUUUGUAGGCUUUGAGCGGGCCCAUGACCCCUCUGAGCACUGGCUUGCUGCCUCUCCUGAUGGGCUCGUGGGCCAGGUGGCCCAACUACCUGGUGGGGGCGUUCUUGAAAUCAAGUGUCCUUUCUUCAGUGGCGAGCUUGAGCAUGCAGGCCCAUGGUUUCGGGUGCCCAUGUACUAUGUUCCUCAAGCUCAAGGGCUGUUGGAGAUUGUAGAUAGAGAAUGGAUGGAUUUUUAUGUUUGGACCCCAAAUGGAAGCAGCUUGUUUAGGGUUUGGAGGGACAGAGAGUAUUGGGCCUUGUUAAAGGGUGCUUUGGCUGACUUUUGGUGGAAGCAUGUGAUACCGGCCAGGGAGAUGUGUGAGAAGGAGGGGAGUGCUGAGGAUGUGAGGGCAUUAAGGCCUGCCUCAAGGCACGAGUUGUGCGAUCUGAUUGUGGCAGCAAGCAGAAAGCUCUCGUGGGAGGCAAAGCUGCUGGUGAGGGAGAUGCAUGGGAAGUUGAGGUACUAGAGAGAGAGAGAGAGAGAGAGAGAGAGAGAGAGAGAGAGAGAGAGAGAGGUUUAAUAGAAUUAUGCAAGCUAAUUGCUGUAAGUUUAUCAAACUCAUUUUUUUUAUUUCAUUAAUCACAAGAAUAGGGAAAGUGUUUCUGUGCUUGGUC
This is a messenger RNA of Amborella trichopoda, 1216 nucleotides long. Lineage: Eukaryota; Viridiplantae; Streptophyta; Magnoliopsida; Amborellales; Amborellaceae. The record is from RefSeq and is a predicted model, not a curated record.